CUCCUCCCCACAAAUUCAGUUGACCAGCGUCGCAACUAAGCGAUGCACUUUCCAGACAGCUUCCCUAUGUACACACAAUAGACGGGGUUUUCAGAUGUUUUUAUUUGUAACUGAAAACUAACACUAGGCUAAAGUAGCUAAUCCUUAGCAGCAACACAUCGACGAGACAGAGGCGAUCCAGUUGGAUGAUUUUUACGCGCACUUAUUUCUUCCUCGCCUACGCCUAGGCAAAAGACAACCCUCGAAUAAUCGAUGGUAAGCGAGGCACACUCUUUGGAGAAGUUGAGUUGUGUCCAAGGAUCGCCUGGGAAAUAGAAGAGAGACGUCAGAAGGGAGUAGCAGAUCACGGAGAAGAGAGAUAACGGUCUGACACGUUCACCUCGGACGGCUUAAGAGUCGGGCGAGAGACCCCGGGGAGCCAUGCUGUCCUUAGACGAGCCCCUGGACCUGAAGCUGCCUUCAGGCAGGACCGACGGACACCUGAGGGCGGGCAAGAGGACCUGCUCGGCCUCCAUCUGUGCCCCGCUCAGCGCGGCACGCCAGCGUCUCUUACGCACCGCCUUCCCUUCUCCGCCCUCCUCCCCAGACUCCCGCUGCCCGUCACAAGAGCGACCCAGAUCCUGCUGCACCCCCCCAGCAAUGGAUCUCAGCCUGUCCCCCUCCAGCCGCCACCACACCUCCCCCUCUCCCUCCUGCUUCUCCCCCUGCCCCCCCUCCCCCACCUCCCCCCGGGGCUCCCCUCACAGCAGCAGCAGCCCUCUGCCCUCCCCCUUCUCCCGGGAGCCAUCCACUCAGCACUACAUCGAGGGAAGAGGGUCCCCUGUUGGCUAUCCCUUUUACCUGCCAAUCAAAGGCCAAGGGGGCGGUUAUAACUUCCCCUCCUCCGUGUUCAUCGGUCGGACCAGGGAAAGCCACGAGCUCUCAACGUUGGACGACCAAUUGGCCUGCCGCUGGAUGAAAUGCCACCUGCUCUUUGACACGCUUCAGGAGCUGGUGGACCACAUCAACGACCACCACGUGAAGCCUGAAAAGGAUUCUGGGUACUGCUGUCAGUGGGAGGGCUGUGCCCGCAACGGCCGAGGCUUCAACGCCAGGUACAAAAUGCUGAUUCAUAUCAGGACUCACACCAACGAGAAGCCGCACCACUGUCCAACCUGCCACAAGAGCUUCUCGCGCCUCGAGAAUCUGAAAAUACACACCCGCUCGCACACAGGAGAGAAGCCCUACAUCUGCCCCUACGAGGGCUGCAGCAAGCGCUACUCCAACUCCAGCGACCGCUUCAAGCACACGCGCACCCACUACGUGGACAAGCCCUACCGCUGCAAGAUGAGCGGCUGCCACAAGCGCUACACCGACCCCAGCUCCCUGCGCAAGCACAUCAAGGCCCACGGACACUUUGUGGCCCAGGAGCUGCGCCUGGCGGCCGGUCGGCCGGGGCCGCUGGCGGGCGAAGCGGCGGGGGGCCGAGGGUCCGCGUGGCAGGCCCACCGGGGGGCCCGGCCGGACGGCGGGGACGGGCCGUUCGUCGGCCGGACCCACGUCAUCAUGCCCGCGGCCGCGGCCGCCCUCCUGGGGGGGCUCGGCGCCUCGCUGCCGCUGUCGGCCCUCUGCCACGCGGGCGCCUUCGGGCGGUCGCCGGACUCCCGGCUCGCGGGGGGAGGGGGGCUGAGCCUGAGCGACUCCCUCCGGAGCCCCGUGGGGCUCUCGGCUGCUUCCCUGCUGGGACUGCACCCCCCGCUGGUAGCCAGGGGGGGAGCGGGUGAGGAGGGGGAGGGGAAGGAGCAGGGGAGGCGGGAGGCUAGGGUGUUCAACCUAUCAGUGGGGAUGGGGGGCCGAGUGGGAGACACCCUCCCGUGGCUCAUGGUUCCUCCCUCUGCCUUCCUCCUGAGGCCGGUUGUUGGCAGCUAGGGAUGUGUCUGUGUGUCCGUCUGUGAGUGGACGUGUGUGCGUGAGAGUCUGUGUUUUUGAGUGUGAGUGUGUGUGUGUGUGUGUGUGUGUGUGUGUGUGUGUGUGUGUGUGUGUGUGUGUGUGUGUGUGUGUGUGUGUGUGUGUGUGUGUGUGUAUUUGCAUGUAUUGAGGUUAGGUGUGUGGAGUGACUUUUUACAACAAAAACAUUCCACUGAAAGUCCGAAGAACCACCAACAUGCAAAUCACGACCGCCUCCAGCCUAUGACAGCAGUGGAUUAUCUUUGUUCACCAUGCCAGAAAUUUUGCUUUGUGGAACCUAGAUUUUAUUAGAAUCUAGCAUCUACCCUAAUGAAGGGUGCCAUCUUUCAUUGCAUUAUAUUAUAGGUUUAAUUUUACUUGCAAGCAAGUAAAACCACUACAGACAGUAGGCUCAGUUAUAAUGGAAUGAGUCAGAGGGUUGGUUGGAACAUAUUAUUAAUAGUUAUAAUAGUAAUAAUAAUAAUUAUAAUAAUAACAAUCAAGCAAACUAUGGAAAUGACUUUGGUACAUUCAUGCAGACCUAUUUUAACGUUAUGAAUCAAAUGUUGAAAAAAGAAAAGUUAAAUCAUUCAGACCUAUGAGCUAUAGUGGAUGCCGUGAUGAAUGUCAACCUUAAUCACCAUUACCACAUCAUCAAUCUUUUUGAUCGCUGAUCAGGGAUCAGUGGGGACCAACCGUUCCGAAAGAAAACUCGGGAUGCACAGUUAAUUCUGUCCUAUCGACAAAGAUCUGUACCAGAUCUGCAUAACUUUUUAUUUUUCUUUCAGAGGUCGCCAAGCCUCAUGUCUGCUUCAGCCCUGUGUGAUGGGGGAUUGUGCAUACGCAUUGGCCUGAAUGCUGUACAUACUCUGCCAUACUAUAUUUAGACGCACAAUCGGAAGCUACACAGUGCUUUCAAAAGCCCUGCCAAAAAAACGUAUAUUAGAAAAACACAAACAUCUGAUGUACUGUCUUUUGUAAUAUAUUAUAAUGUAAUACAUUUCAGACAAUGGCCACAUCCGGCCAGUACGAAAGGAUUUAUCAUAUCUUAUUGUUUGCACAUUGACAUAUUUGAACUAAUCAGUAUUCCAAGUGUUUUUAGUGCCUUGUGUUAAACACUGCCGUCAGCGUAUGAGGUACUAAGGUAUGUACUGUACAUGUAAAGGUCCAAAAAAUGUAAGCUCCUUCUUUCUAACCAAUGACAAGUUUGAUUCAUACAUCAUUGCCACUGCAUCUCCUCCUUUAAAUAACAUUUUUGUUAAGACGUCCAUGAUGACGACAAUGACUUCCAGUAUGUCAAUAAACACAUGGGAAAUAAUCUUUUCUUAGA
Molecule: messenger RNA, 3256 nt
Organism: Gadus morhua (Atlantic cod)
Lineage: Eukaryota; Metazoa; Chordata; Actinopteri; Gadiformes; Gadidae
Product: zinc finger protein GLIS2
Exons: 7
Coding region: 421-1908 (495 amino acids)
Biological process (GO): regulation of transcription by RNA polymerase II
Cellular component (GO): nucleus
Molecular function (GO): DNA-binding transcription factor activity, RNA polymerase II-specific; RNA polymerase II cis-regulatory region sequence-specific DNA binding
Source: RefSeq, a predicted model, not a curated record